GACUCUUAUCCAGUUCCACAGCCUACUCCAUACCUCUAUGGUAACGGAAUAGCGAAGACCCCAGCAGGGUUCGAUAACGCUGCUUUCCUUACCCAUCAGAGACACUACUCGCAAGCGACCACUGCCUCUACCAAACCUGGUGGUAACAGUCCACAAUCAGCGGAGAGUAGAGACGAAACACCUGGGGGCAUCGGCGAGACAACCUAUCACGAGUGGUAUUCGAAGGUCGGUUCGAAACCCGCCUCUCAGCAUCACGAGGAAGCCCUAGGAGUACCUCGACCACCGUCGGCCACACCUUACGUGUCGUACCCAAAUGAUCCAUCUGGGUAUUACACCUUAGGCGGUGAGCAUCGAACGGAAUCCUCAAAUAAGCACUUCCGAUCUCCGUUCUAA
This is a messenger RNA of Strongylus vulgaris, 393 nucleotides long. Lineage: Eukaryota; Metazoa; Nematoda; Chromadorea; Rhabditida; Strongylidae. The record is from the annotation of a GenBank genome assembly.